AUGGCAGAAGCACAGCAACCCUUCGUUCUGAUCACCACACCUGUAGGAGCUUUCGAAGCUCGUGAAUGCGCCGUAUCUGCAACUGCAAUGCCCGAUGCUCACGAAUGCGCUGUAUCUGCAGUCGCAAUUUUCCCCGAUAGACGACACAUGGUGACCGGCUUGGGAGAUCGUACGCUUUGUCUAUGGGACUUGAAGACUGGUGUAAUCAUGAAGAAAAUGGAGGGGCAUCGCGCCUGGGUGGGAGCAGUGGCAGUAUCACGGGAUGGGCAGUUGAUAGCGAGCGGUGAUGCUAAUGGAGAGCUCAUUGAGUGGGACGGCAACACCGGUGAAUCUCUCACUCAACCCAUCAGAGUCCACUCCAAACAGAUCGUGUCGCUCGACUUUUCUCCAACUGGCACAGUACUGGCGAGUGGUUCAUGGGACACCACGACAAAGCUCUGGAGCACAGGAACAUGGCAGAUGCACGGGAAUGCAAUCGAUUGUAGCGAUGGUGUUCAUUGUGUUCGGCAUUCCCCGUCUGGAGAAUAUCUCGCCAUUGCAACAUCUAAGGAUGUUCAAAUAUGGACUACAGGCAAGAGGGAGUGCAUUGCACAUUUCCAGAGUCACGCUGCGCUCGAUCCAGCCUGGAAUUAUUCACUUGCGUGGACGCCUGAUGGUACGCGGUUACUCUCAGGCUCCAAUCCAGAUCCUACCAUACAGGAGUGGGAUACAUCAACGUGGAAGCAGGUUGGUGAUCCUGGAAAGAGCCAUAUUGCAGCCAACACUAUUACCGGGGACCCCACUGCUAGCUUCGUAGCCUCCGCAUCCACGGACCACCCCCGACUCCAGCGGUUGUCGGAUCGACGAACUAUCGCCAUUUUCAAGCACUCUAAUGGCGUUUACUCUGACACUUACUCCACGUACGGCAAGCACAUCCCCGCUGCAGGAAAAGUUAGGAAGUCAUUGGAUUGGUCAGUUCUGGAGGAUUCUUUAGUCAAUUCCAAGAUCCUCACUAUGAACAUGGCAAUCCGCAAUGCAUGCGUAACUGGGGACUUGCACAUUGCUGAAGCGCUGCUGACACGACAGAUUUAUGCUGAUCACAACGACUACAAUGCCUACGCCAAUCGCUCAUUUGUUAGGGCGCGACAAGCCGACUGGGACCGCGCGCUUGAUGAUGCACUCAAGUCCAUUAGCCUUCAGCAUUCCUUGACAGGCUGGAUUUCCAAGGGCAUUGCCCUUUGCGGAAAAAUGCAGAUCCAGGAUGCGAUGGAAGCAUUCGACCUCGCGUUUAUGUUUACGAAUGAAUAUUCAAAGACUACCCAUAUCCUCCUCUUGAUCAAGGCACGUCAAUAUUUUCUUGCCAUCGCUUAUUUCAAUGCAUAUCAACACGAGCACGCAAUCCUGCGCAUCCAAAAGUUGGCUAAUGUUUGUCCCAAGGCAGAUAUUCCUGUCUGCCAUAUUGUAGAAGGAAUAAACGCUUUUGAUGGCGCCUAUGAGAAUGAAGCUGCUGACCACCUUACUGUUAUUAUCAACACCAUCGCUCUCACCUCUCAGGGGGCCAUUCAUUCUAAAUAUGAGGACCUUGUCGUGCUCUUCGGAUGGGACCUCAAGCAACUGUGGCAAAUUGCAAGCCAGAAACGGUGCGAUGCGCUCCUUCAUGCAGGUAGGCUUCGAGAAGCCCACGAAUCGUAUCGAUAUAUGAUGGAUGUGAGCGAUGAAGCGACGAAGGCUAGCUGCCUUGUUGGCAUAGCUUUCAAGCAACGGUGCAGCGCCCUCUAUGCUGUUGAUGGAGAUGCCCUUGUGACGAGCGGGAAUGCUGCAUUCGAUGCGAACAAUUACGACAAAGCCAUUGAGUUAUACUCGGUAGCGAUCGACUUGGAUUUUGCAACUGAGGCUAUCUUUGCGAACCGCAGUAAGGCCUGGCUGGAAAAACUGCUAUGGGAGGAUGCACUCCUCGAUGCGGAAAAGGUUAUCAAACUCGACCCUGCUUCUUAUCUUGGAUACGAGUUGAAACAUGCGGCGAUGCAUGGCACACAGCGCUACGAUGAAGCCAUCGAGGCUUUCCAAGUUAUGCUAUCCAAGUUGGACAAUUCUGCCGACACUCAGCUACAAGACCUGCGCCGACAACAUCUCAGCUCAUCCGAAGCAGAGGCCAUGAUCGAAAAGACCAUCUAUUUCGAACUCGAAUGCACCCCGCUUCGUCUACUCAACACAUCCGCUGGUCGUUUGUGCGAUCGAGAGGCACAGAUAAAUGCCUUCAAGAUGAGCACGGAGUACAAGGAGCUUCUGUCAUCCACAAUGAAACAUGCAGAUCUCUGUAUAGCGCGUAUGGAGGAAGUGGUAGCGGAGUAUUUCGGUUAUGUCAUGCUAUCACAUAGAUGGGAGGAGAGCGAGUCGUUGCUGCGAGAUAUCCAGGACAAAGAUGUGUACGAAUUGAGUCCCAUUGGCGGUAUCGUGAAGUUGCAGUCAUUCUGCAAAACUGCUCAUACUGCGGGGUACCGAUGGGGGUGGAUUGAUACGUGCUGCAUCGACAAAAGUAACAAUAUCGAGUUCCAAGAAUCCAUCAACUCCAUGUUUGCCUGGUAUCACCAUUCAGCGCUUACCAUUGUCUAUCUCCCAGAUGUUCUGCCUUCAUCCAAACCUGGCGCAAUGGCAAAGAGCUCUUGGAAUACCCGAGGAUGGACAGUACCAGAAUUACUCGCUCCCAAAACCAUCCGCUUCUACCAGAAUGACUGGACCUUGUAUCUCAACGACCGCACUCCCAACCACAAGCACUCUGAUGCGAUCAUGCAGGAGUUGGAGGAAGCGACGAGCAUAGAUCCACAGGAACUUGUUGCCUUCCGUCCUGGUAUGAGAGACGCCCGAGAGAAACUACGAUGGGCAUCGAUGCGCGCCACCACUGUGCAAGAAGAUGUUGCAUACUCGUUGUUUGGUAUUUUUGGCAUCAGCCUACCUGUAAUGUAUGGCGAGACGAAGCAGAAUGCGCUCGGGCGGCUCUUGCAGGAGAUUGUUGCUCAGUCAGGCGAUCUCACUGCUCUCGACUGGGUCGGAAAAUCAUCCAGAUUCAACAGCUGUCUUCCUACCGACAUCACUUCAUAUGCAACCCUACCGUACACACUGCCAUUUAUAUCUGAGGAAGAGAUGGAGAUAUCGGUCUCAUCACUGAAAAACACUGUGGUUGUCGAGUUGGCUAUGAGAUUGUAUAGCACACUCAACAGCCUGGCCGCUCCACGUUUUUAUCGCUGCCGGCUGCAACUUCCAUGCAUCACAUUUCCUGUCACAGAAGUCAGACGGAGACCCGCUGAACACGAGGAGACGUUGUUCACAUAUACAGUCAAGGCGGAUGGACUUCAUGACUUGAAGAUCACCACGGAAGACAAGUUGCUUCAGUUCUCACGAGGAAGACCCACUCGACAGUCAUUCUUUCUUGUUCGUCCUUGGGAUCGACGUCUCCUCGGGCUGCCUGAAUUUUUAGAUGACGUACAGAGCGUGGAUGAUUGGAGUGAGAUUGAAUCACUAUCAUCAAGUUCAUCCCCUGGAGAAAAGUGGGGGGUUCGUUCGGAAUCUCACUCCCAAGCGUUACAAUUACUGUUUCGCCUUGGACUGCCUUUUCCCGCAUUUUUGCUAGCGCAGCAACGCGGUGGAGAAUACAAGAGAAUUGCAUCAGAUCGUUACAUUAUUGCACAAGUUCAAGACGUCGCUUCUGUUCACGCCAUGAUGGACGUCAGGAUAUUGGAUAUAUUGUAA
Molecule: messenger RNA, 3726 nt
Organism: Suillus bovinus
Lineage: Eukaryota; Fungi; Basidiomycota; Agaricomycetes; Boletales; Suillaceae
Exons: 9
Coding region: 1-3726 (1241 amino acids)
Molecular function (GO): protein binding
Source: RefSeq, a predicted model, not a curated record